Molecule: messenger RNA, 2196 nt
Organism: Panonychus citri (citrus red mite)
Lineage: Eukaryota; Metazoa; Arthropoda; Arachnida; Trombidiformes; Tetranychidae
Exons: 3
Coding region: 198-2195 (665 amino acids)
Source: RefSeq, a predicted model, not a curated record
AAACCAUAAUACCGUUGUGAAUUCUUGAUGAAUCUGUAAUAGAAUCAACAUCAACCUGAACUCAGUCAGGAAUUGACUGUGACAACUUUAAGGAAAUAAGUCCAUUAAAAGUCUUCUGCUAGUGAAGUUGAAUGAUUUUAAUUGUUGGUGAAUUUGAUAACCGGCAGAGAAUUAAAUAAAUUUGUUCGAAUUGGCAAAUGGGAUACAAAUUACGAUAUCAAACGAAGCGAAAAGUGUUUCUCGCGUUCAUUUUCCUUGUAGUUUAUAUAACUUUUGAAGUUCUCUUUUUGGUGGAAGAUGAUCCAAUCCCUAUUGAUAAACCGUCAUUUCAUUUAUACGAUGAGAAGGAUGAAUGGUUUGAAUCAAAAAAUUCUUCUUGUAAUCUUCCCUUUAAUGUGGACCCUUAUGAUCCAAUGAUUAAAACUUUCAUUCAUCAAGAAAACUCUUUUAUUAAUUGUAGUAAAUCAAAUGAUUCGUUUUACAACCUUAGUGAUGGAAAAUCUUUAUCGUACAUGAAUGAUGUGGAUGGAAUUGUUCAUAUUUUUCGUAUUCAAGAGUACGAUAAGUCGUUAAAGUGCCUUUACCAGCAGUUCGAUCGAGAUGGUGAUUCUGAUAAAAAGAUAAAAUAUUUUGAAUGGAAACCGAUAAUUGGAUAUGAAUUAGAUUUGGAAAAACUCGGAAUCGAGUUUGUUAUAAUUGAAUGUUUUCUAUCGAAUGAAUUAGUUUAUACUAAUAUUCAUUCAUGGCCAAGUCGAGUUCCAAGUUCAUCAUCAUUAAGAAUUGUUAAUAAUUCAUCUUCUGAAUUAACAAUUAAUGAAAGUCAAUUGAUUAAUAAUCGAUUGACAAAACCUUCAGUGAUGUUUCUGAUAAUCGAAUCGAUGUCUUACCUUAAUUACAAACGAUUCAUGUCAAAAACGGAACUCGCAGUGUCCAAAUUAUCAAAUUUCUUUAUUCUCAAAGGAUUGAAUAAACUCGCAGAUAAUUCGUAUCCAAACAUGAUACCAAUUCUAACAGGUCACCGCCCAUACUACGAGAAUUGGCCUUUCAAUAUGUCUAGCGAAAAAGGUCCAUUUGAUGAAGUACCGUUCAUAUGGAAAGCUUUUAAGGCUUUAAAUUACACCACUGGUUAUAUUGAGGAUCAUCCUAAACUAGCAUUGCUGAAUUUCAUGGCUAAAGGAUUCCUUAAACCUCCCGUUGAUUGGUAUCCUAGACCUUAUUGGUUAGAAAUGGACAAAUCACUAAAAUCUGAAAACAGUGAUUUUUGUUAUAACGAAAAACCGAAAAUCGAUUAUUGGUUUAAACAAGUAAAACAAUUACUCAACAAAGCAACGAAAUCCAAUUUACCUUUUUUUCUAUGGUCGUUUUACAUUCAAGUUACUCAUAGUGAUUUCAACAAAGCUCAAUUUAUCGAUGGAUAUAUCGCUGAUUUUAUUGAUUCUUAUCGUUCUAUUCUUGAUGAUACGAUUUUCAUACUAAUGGGAGAUCAUGGUAAUCGUUAUGGCCCUUCGUUAAAAACUAGUUACGGUCAAAUAGAAACUCGAAUGCCUCUUUUCGGUAUUCAUAUUCCACCUAAACUUUUAUCAGAACAUAAACAUUUGUCCGAAUAUUUAAAGAAAAACGAGAAAAAGUUGACCACUUGGUUAGAUGUUCGAGAAAUACUAAAAGACAUAGUAGCUGGUCAAUAUACUCCAAUUGUAUCUUCUUCUAAAAGAAAAGCUUAUUCUGUUUGGCGAGAAGAGGUUCCAUCGAAUAGAACUUGUCAAGAUGCUCUAAUUCCAAUGGAGUUUUGUUUAUGCUCGAAAAAACAUAGUAUGCCAGUCAAUUCAGCGUUCGCUCGACAUUUAUCUUCCAUUGUGAUAGAUCAUCUCAAUGGACUUCUAUCCGAGUAUAUUGACAAUAAUGUUUGUCUUCCAUUGUCCCUUAAAGAGAUUCACAGUCUCAAGAGUGUAGAUCUAAUAAACGAUAAUAAUGACACAAACAGAUCUGAAAUAACAUUAUCUGUUCAUCCAUCUAAUGGUACUUUCCAAGCACUUUUACAUCAAACAAUUAAUUCGCAAAAAGCAAGAGAUUACCGUUGGGCUGUAGAAGGAGAUAUUUCAAGAAUCGACUCUUAUGGGUUUCAAUCUCACUGCAUCAUGCAUGAAAAAGUUCUCAUUAAAUACUGUUACUGUCGAGUCCAGUUGAUGCCCGUUUAAA